Molecule: messenger RNA, 3641 nt
Organism: Ilex paraguariensis (yerba mate)
Lineage: Eukaryota; Viridiplantae; Streptophyta; Magnoliopsida; Aquifoliales; Aquifoliaceae
Source: the annotation of a GenBank genome assembly
UAACCCAUGACCAAACCCGUGUCUUGUUUCCCAAGUUUAUCUUAAAGAAACAUCUUUAUAUUCUCUCUCUUCUCUCUCUCUCUCUCUCAUUUGACCGCCCACCGAAAAUCAAGAGUAAUUGAUUUGAAGAGAACAUCAAAUAUCUAGGCCUCCCUAGCACUCGUCAAACUCGUUGUGUCCGCACCUUAGAAUCUCCAGCUUCAGUUCAACUUCAUAUAUAUAUGUAUAUAUAUUAAUUUGUAGCCCAUUAGAAAUUACGUUAUCUAUAUUGUUAAUCUGUGUUUGUCUGGUUUAUUGAGGGAGUAAUUGGUUUUUGAGGUUACCCAUUUUCGAUUCUAAUCGAUUGGAGCAUGAUUUUUUCGAGGAUUGGCCGUUCCUUGUCACGGUCAUCUCGUGCCAGAAAUGCCAUAUAUGGAGUUAAUGAUGGGUGGUCGAUUUGUAUGAAUGAAGCGUUUCUUCGAGAUCGUCAAGUGAACACGUAUCUGAGUCGAUUCGAUGGCAAAUUAGGGUUUUUGAGGGGGUAUUUGGCUUCAGUAGGAGUUAACAAGGAGUUCAUUCCGAAGGGGUAUAUAUCCGAUUUAAAUUAUGUUCUUGCAAACCCUAGAAUACGUAGAUUUUUCUCCAGCGAAGCUCCUAAGAAGAAGAGUAAGAGUUCCGAUGAAGUUAUGUUUUCUUUAUGCAUUUGAAUUGUAUUUCAAGCUUGUCGUUAUUUUCUUUAGCAUUUCCAACUCUAAUUUGCAGAUUAUGAGAAUUUUACCCCAAAAGAAAAGAAGGAAAUUCCAAAAGGAAAUGAGCAGAAAUCGGAGUCCAAAGGCUAGUUUUUUCACUUCUCAGUUUUUAAUAUAAGACAAAGAAAAAAGUGAUUCAGAGCAUUCAAAGAAGAAGAAUCGUGCAGUGAGAACUUAAUCCACCAGAAUAAAUCUGCGAAAUCCAACAUUUCUGACCCAUUUUUAUUCCUAUUUUUUCAGAGGAUACAAACACAGAUGAUCAUGGAAAUUUUCAAGAAUCAUUUUUAAAGCGUUUUCAACAUCUAAUCACCCCUUUAUUAGUGAUUGGGUUGUUUCUCUAUUCAUUUCCAUUUGGUCCUCAUGAACAACAACAGGUAGGUAUAUGCUUGAAAAUGUCUCAGUACUUGGUAUUCUUACUUGUAUGGGGCUUUGAAACUUGUAGUUACUCACUACCUUAAUGGUGAAGUGACAUUGGUGAUGGUGUGGUUCUGCUUCCCACAUCAAACUGAUUAUACACAUAUAGGACACUAGUGUGUAUGUUAGGCAGUGAGGUGGUGAAGUUUAGUUUUGGCAAUGACAUGGUUUAUAUCCUUGAUCAUUAUAUUGUAACUUUUGUUUGUAUUAUUUUGAACAGCAAUCAAGGUUUUCUUAUGGCUUAAUCUUUAUUUUUAUAUUUGAUCUUUACAUUUGGAAUGUGAUUCUUUGCAGAUCAGUUUCCAAGAGUUCAAAAAUAAGCUUCUGGAACUAGGUCUAGUAGACCAUCUUGUUGUUUCUAAUAAAUCAGUUGCCAAAGUAUAUGUGAGAAGCUCACCGCGCAAUCAAACCAGCAAUGAUGCUGUUGACGGACCAGAGGUCCUAGGACCUGUUAAUAGUACUCCUGUAAGAGGGAAGACAAGUGAGUAUAAGUACUAUUUCAACAUUGGAAGUGUUGAAUCUUUUGAGGAGAAGUUGGAGGAAGCCCAGGAAACAUUAGGGAUAGACCCUCAUGACUACAUUCCUGUUACUUAUGUUUCUGAAAUGAUGUGGUUCCAAGAAUUAAUGAGAUUUGCGCCGACACUACUGAUUUUGGGAUCCCUGAUGUACAUGGGAAGGAGAAUGCAAGGUGGAUUUGGUGUUGGAGGUGGUGCUGGAAAGGGUGCCCGUGGGAUAUUUAACAUAGGAAAAGCUCAAAUUACAAAAGUGGAUAAGAAUGCGAAAAACAAGAUCUAUUUCAAAGAUGUAGCUGGUUGUGAUGAAGCAAAGCAGGAAAUCAUGGAGUUCGUGCAUUUCCUCAAGAACCCAAAGAAAUAUGAGGAGCUGGGGGCAAAAAUUCCAAAAGGUGCUCUAUUGGUUGGCUCUCCAGGCACGGGUAAAACUCUUUUAGCCAAAGCAACUGCAGGGGAAUCUGGUGUGCCUUUCCUAUCGAUAUCAGGUUCGGAUUUUAUUGAGAUGUUUGUUGGUGUUGGGCCUUCCAGGGUGAGGAACUUGUUUCAGGAGGCAAGACAGUGUGCACCUAGUAUAAUAUUUAUUGAUGAGAUCGAUGCAAUAGGUCGAGCAAGGGGACGUGGGGGCUUCUCAGGUGGCAAUGAUGAGCGUGAAAGUACUUUGAACCAGUUGCUUGUUGAAAUGGAUGGGUUUGGGACCACAUCUGGAGUUGUUGUUCUUGCUGGCACUAAUAGACCUGAUAUUUUAGACAAUGCUCUUUUAAGGCCUGGUCGAUUUGAUCGACAAAUUACCAUAGAUAAACCUGACAUCAAAGGCCGAGAGCAGAUAUUUCAGAUCUAUUUGAAGAAGAUCAAACUUGAUCAUGAACCUUCAUAUUUCUCUGAGAGACUUGCAGCCCUUACUCCUGGAUUUGCAGGGGCAGAUAUUGCAAAUGUAUGUAAUGAAGCUGCAUUAAUUGCAGCAAGGCGUGAGGAAACACAGGUGACAAUGGACCAUUUUGAUGCAGCCAUAGAUAGGAUAAUUGGUGGUCUAGAGAAGAAGAACAAGGUAAUCAGCAAAAUUGAACGCCGCACUGUAGCUUACCACGAAUCAGGUCAUGCUGUUGUUGGCUGGUUUUUGGAACAUGCUGAACCCUUGUUGAAGGUGACAAUUGUUCCUCGCGGUACUGCAGCACUUGGAUUUGCCCAAUAUGUACCUAAUGAGAACCUUCUCAUGACCAAGGAGCAGCUUUUUGAUAUGACAUGCAUGACUCUUGGUGGUCGGGCUGCUGAACAGGUUAUACUGGGAAAAAUUUCAACAGGAGCCCAAAAUGAUUUGGAGAAAGUGACAAAAAUGACAUAUGCCCAGGUAGCAGUCUAUGGCUUCAGUGAGAAAGUGGGUCUUCUCUCUUUCCCUCAAAGGGAUGAAUAUGAGAUGAGCAAGCCCUACAGCAGUAAGACGGGGGCAAUUAUUGACAGCGAAGUACGAGAAUGGGUAGCCAAGGCAUAUGAUCACACGGUCCAACUGGUAGAAGAACACAAAGAGCAAGUAGCUCAGAUUGCUGAGCUGUUGCUGGAGAAGGAAGUUCUUCACCAGGAAGACUUGGUCCAAGUUUUGGGUGAGAGGCCCUUCAAAUCAAGUGAGGUAACAAAUUAUGAUAGAUUUAAGCAAGGGUUUCUAGGGGAAGAUGAGAAGAGUGGCCAAAUUGUGGAGGGACAGCCUGCAGAAGAUGAUGACUCAUCAACCCUUCAUCCGGAAGUGGUUCCCACUUAAUUUUGCAGACAUUGUUGCUGAUUCUGUAAUAAAUUUAAAUAUUUCCCCUCUAUUUUUCCUUUUUUGCCGGACAAUGGACUGUACAAUAGUCGGUCAUACAAUUGUCUUUCUUACAUAGAGUUUAAUUCUUUCUUCAAAAGUUGUCUAGAGAGAGAGGGAAAAAAAAAAACUCUUACAAGCAAAUUAUCAGAUGGCUAUAUUGGUGCAUUUUUGACGAAUGUUGUGGCCCGUUAGUGU